This is a messenger RNA of Ornithodoros turicata, 623 nucleotides long. RefSeq lists its product as uncharacterized. Bases 70 to 519 code for a protein of 149 amino acids. The transcript has 7 exons. NCBI's taxonomy places the organism in Eukaryota, Metazoa, Arthropoda, Arachnida, Ixodida, Argasidae. The record is from RefSeq and is a predicted model, not a curated record.
UCUCGAGAAGCAUUAUAAACUAGUUCGGGGGGAAAGUGGCAUCGGUCUUUCAGGCUUCACAGUGGAACCAUGAUGGACUACAGCGACUUUGAAGACCACUACGUAGGGGAGUACCUUAUGAAGCAGAAGGCGACAAAGAAAGACGCUCCAUUUAACUGCAGACUGCCCUCGGGUCGGACUCUUGUAGGACUCUCGCUGCUUUCUGGAGCCCUCGCCUUCAUCUGCAUCAUCACUAUCACCACACUAACGCUGCACAACAGUAGACUGCACCCCGAGCCAAGACGUGACUCUGACGAUGUGUCGACCGAGCUCGCGGACAAGACGACUGCCUCGGUCAUCACGGAUUUCGACGAAUCUACAGAAGUCUCACCUGUUCCGGACACCGCGCGGCCUGCAAAUAUGUCUGGCGUCACGACCAUAAUGGGUGAUCAGGAUCGACGCGAACGAAUCCAGCCUGAAGAUGGCACGCCCAGUCAAAGUUUCGCCGCAGCCUCGAACACCUCCAAGGAAGACUGGUGAAGCAUCAGUUAUCUGUGACAAAAGUAUACAAAAAAUACGACUGCAAAAAGAAAAAAAAAGCAGAGAAAGAGAGAGAGAAAACGAAUAAAUGAUUGAUCACCAAU